Molecule: messenger RNA, 1787 nt
Organism: Paramisgurnus dabryanus
Lineage: Eukaryota; Metazoa; Chordata; Actinopteri; Cypriniformes; Cobitidae
Gene: klf6b
Product: Kruppel like factor 6b
Biological process (GO): regulation of transcription by RNA polymerase II
Molecular function (GO): DNA-binding transcription factor activity, RNA polymerase II-specific; RNA polymerase II cis-regulatory region sequence-specific DNA binding
Source: RefSeq, a predicted model, not a curated record
ACUGAAUGUCAGUGAAGUAGUUUCGCGUGUUUUGAAAUGGGAAGUUUGUUUGUUUGUGCUCUGUCUGUGCGAUCAAUCAUUCUUGAUCGUAGGUGGGUGGAUUAUGGAUGUUAUUCCUAUGUGCAGUAUUUUUCAGGAGCUGCAGAGCGUCCUUGAUACGGGAUACCUGUCAGCAUUACCAUCUUUAGAAGAGUACUGGCAGCAGACAUGUUUUGAGCUUGAACGUUAUCUGCAGAACGAGCCCUACGUCUCCGCAGAAGAUCUGAGAUCAGUGUGUGAGUCUGACGAUUUCUGGAAUCAGUUUCUGCGAUGCUGUGAGACAACUGGAGGGAACGAAUCAACACAGAGAGACGUCAUCGACCCACCGCCUCACCCGAAACCUGAAGAUAGCUGCCAGAUCUUUCCAUCUGCUGGUGUUCAUACAGUAACAUACACACUGGACCCCAGCGCAUCUGAGCAUGAACAGGCGGUCACUCGCACGCCCCCAACACCGCCCUGCUCUCCUCUGUCUGUUAAGCAGAUCACUGACCGAGCAUCAGUCUCUGUUAUAGAGAGACAUGUGGCAGAGCUGCAAGAAGAUGCGGAGAGGAUGAGAGAGGAAGAGGAGGUCAAAGGUGAGAGGUCACCUGAAGAACGAAGGAGAACUCAUCGCUGUUACUUUAAUGGUUGCAGCAAGAUGUACACCAAGAGCUCCCAUCUGAAAGCACAUCAGCGCACACACACCGGUGAGAAGCCGUACAGGUGUUCAUGGGACGGCUGCGAGUGGAGCUUUGCUCGAAGCGAUGAACUGACGAGACACUUCAGAAAACACACAGGGGCAAAACCCUUCAAAUGCAGCCACUGUGACAGAUGUUUCUCUCGUUCUGAUCAUCUCGCCCUGCACAUGAAACGACACAUCUGAACAAGAUUCAGAGAACAAAAGGAAAAAUCUAUUAUAUAUUUUAAAUUGGAAAACGCAACAUUUGAACAACAAUUUAAAAAAUGUCAAGUGGCAAGUGUGUGGACAGUUAUCAUUGCCAUAGAUUUUGGGUACAGACUCAUUAAAUCACCAAAACAAUGCAUUCAUUUCAAUCAUUCAUCAAAAUCAAGUUCCAACGCUUCAAAGCUGCAAAAAAACUGCAUUUUAAAAACCAUGCAAGAGCUUCCAUGCUAUAAAGUCUGUAUAAAAUGACAUAAAAAAAUUUAAGUUAAUAAACAAUAGGACAAAUAGAUGUUUUGUUUUAAUGUUUUAAUGACCUAAUGAAACUUCUACCUUAUACAGACAAAAUAUUUCUUUGUGUGCAUGUGUGGUUAUAAGAAUACAUUAUUGUCAUAUUAUAUAUAUGCUGAUAUUGCUGCUUAUGAAAGCUUUAUUAACCACUAAAACAACAGUUUUUGUUUGGGAUUUUAUGUUUUUAUUAGCUGUUGAAUGCACGUUGGUGCCUUAAAAAUGUAGUUUUAAUCCAAAAAAAAAUCUAUUUUGUCACUUUAAAGUUGUAUUAGGAACAAACUUUCUGAAAGAGAAGAUAAGGUUGUUCAUUAUAUUUUUUUAAGAGAUGUUAUUUGUGUAUAAAGAUUUUUUUAAAGUAAAGAAGUAACCAGGACAAACAUUUUGUUUCUGAAAAAGAGAUGUUUUAAAAGAACUGAAUUUGUCUUGAAUGCCUUAUAAAUCUCAUACAGGUAUCAGUCCUGUGAUGAAUCAAUGUUUUUAACAAAGAUUUUGUUACUGUUCUCUGUUGUUUUCAUUUGUUUAAAAAGAUAUACUAUUCAGAAAUAUAUAUAUAUAGCAGUGUUAUUUUUUUAAGUAU